Alligator sinensis (Chinese alligator) is the source of this 7921-nucleotide messenger RNA. Its product is annotated as proline-rich protein 33-like. The record is from RefSeq and is a predicted model, not a curated record. The transcript is spliced from 2 exons. The coding region runs from base 220 to 1827 and encodes 535 amino acids. Lineage: Eukaryota; Metazoa; Chordata; Crocodylia; Alligatoridae.
AUGAGCCUGUAAGAACAGAGAAAGCUGGUAGGUCAGGAGCCGUUGGGCAGCUUUUAUUUUUGGCGUGCAUCUCAGAUCAAUUCCUUCCCCUCCUCCCUUCCAUUUGUAGGGAGGGAAGAGUCCAAACUAAGGAUGCACAGGCAUGUUUCUAAGCACACGGCGCUGGGAGCAACAAGCUGCAGCCUGUAACCAUCGCUCAGUGCUCACCAGGGGAUUAAAAUGCUGAUCACUGUAACACCACCUCAUGAACGAGCUUCACUUCACCCACAGACUCCACCUCCACCCAUACUACCUAAGCCUGGGAAAGACAACCUUAGGCUCCAGAGACUCUUGAAGAAAGCUGCAAAGAAAGCAACCUUAGGUCCACAGCAAGCCAAGUUGUUCCGGUCUAGUCUCUCCCCAGUGAGCGAAGCCAGCCCAGACCUAGAGCACAGUGACCGCUCCUCCCUGGUAAAGACCCCAGAAACUUCAACCCACCUCACCAUCAACCUCCCUCCCCGCUUUUCGAUCAAGCCCAUCAUCCACCAUGUCCCAACGCCUUUCCUGAAGAGCAAGCCCUUCACGUUCACGGUAACGGAGCAAAGAAGCAUCUCUGAACAUCUGAAGCUCACGGUCUCCCCGGCACCAUCCCCAGUGCACAGGCAAGGUACUCCAGAGUCAGUCAUGCCCAGCCAGCUUCCCCAUCCCCAGACACAUUCUGUAUUUGUUUUCCCCGAGCCUCCUGUCUCUGUCACACCUGUCAUCACAGAAGCUCCAGUGGAGGUUGCCCACGUCAGCAAAGUGCACACGUAUUUCCAUAGCGUACCGUCACCCAGGCCUAAGACUCCUCUCUCAGACCAGGUCCCUAAACCCCUCAGCGAUGAGAUGCAGAGGCCUUUGCCCACCCCUCCAGAGACAAGCCACUCAGGACAGACACCAGUCUCUCUCAACACUGGUGAGGCUCAAACUGCCACUCCCAAGUCAGAGCCCUCCAUCCUUCCUUCUGUGACAGUAGAGCUCCCCUACCAAGCCCCCAGGCCUGCAACUCCUAAAGAGCCCGGUGGGGACAGUUCCCCCAGGGCUAAGACCCCAGAUGCCCAAUGCAAGAGACCUGCAACUCCCAAAAGUGACAUGGAAAAAUCUAAAACGGAGCAGGCGUCCAAACCCCACGAGACGCACAGUGAGAGUCUAAAGCCACCGCCUUCCAGUGCAGCUCAGAAGCAAGACACCCCAGUGCCCGUGAUGACAAGUGACACCACCAGGGUUUCCUCCACAGAAGCAAAGGAGGAGCACAUCAUUCCACCACAGCCCACUGCGGCCUUUUCCAGUGCUGGCCCUCUCCCCAAAGCUGAGCCGACACUACCAUCUGUGGAUAAGUCUAAGCCUCCUAGAGUUGGUCUCAGAGGCUGGUCUCGCCUCAAGAAGCACUUGAUAGUGGAACCAGAGGAGCCCAAGUUCCCCGAACCUGAGCCAGCCAUGCCUAAACAGGAGGAAGAAGGAAAAAAGAAGUCAGACCUCUCUCAAGGGAGCACCAGCCAAGACAGGCUCGUUAAACCAAGGGCCACCAGGAUGUGGGAUGCCAUAUUAUAUCAGAUGACAACAAGCAAGAUGAGAAAGCAGCAAGAUAAAGACAAAGGGGUGAGGAAGGUAGUGGGAUUUCCAUUCCGGUGCCACUUGCCUCUUCUUCUUCACAGACCACGCUUUGACGCCCGGAAGUUGAAGGAGCUGGCUUCCAAACCAAUGACAAGGAUCACCACCGUGUUCGAGCUAAGCCUGCUCCACCGCAAGCCACCCGAGGAAGACCCCAAAAACUUUAACAGGACUGCAUCAGGGUGGCAGAUAAACUGAAGCCAGCUGAACUCCACCGUGGCAACUAAUACGCUUCACCCCUCCCUCAUGCGGGUCCUCCAGGAUUCAGGGCAAGCUCUGCACAGGAAAGCCUCUUAUAAACCAGGCUUCUCUGCUGAAUGGAGCCACGUGCAAGAAAUAAAUAAAAUCUUUCACACCCAGCAACUUUAUCCUGAGGGUUUUAGGGGUUACCAUGUCUGCAUACCUAGAGUUAUACAUAUAUGAAAUGCACUUAACUUCCACCACUGUGGGUUCUGAACCCACAAAGAAUAGAAUGACACAUACAUGAAGACCAGAGACCAAAAGGAAAGCAGUGAAGAGACCUGCAGAAAAAAAACCCAGCCACAUAGUAACAUUUAAAUUUACCUAUAGGAAGGAGAUGGAAUCUUAGGAAUUUUUCUUACAGCAUUACAGGAGGCACUAGUCUGGAAACAGGAUAGGUUGUGGCAAUGCAGAUCUCUGCACUACAUUAAUUGUAAAAGUUGUCUUCUCCUGGGCUGUAGUUCCAGCUUGUUAAAAGUACAGCUCCUGAACCACUGAGUUUAUUGCUUCUUCAAUGAAGCAGCUAAUGAGGGCUUCAAUUCCUGCUCGCUUGGAAAGAGAGAGAGAAAUUAAUUCCCUUCAUGUCGAGCAUAGUCAGGGGGCAGAAUGGAGCUAUGUUGCAUGCUGCUCUACUACUAGCGAGUCCAGAAAGCUGCUUUUCAUUAGUUUUCAAACAAGGUCUGCUUCCAAGUAAAUAUUAGGUUAUGGAGUAUAGGGAGCCCUUUCUUCUAAUGUUUAGAGAUAGUUUCAGUUCCAAAUGCUUUUGAGUAGCACCUGUUGAGGAAGAAUAUAGGAGGGACUAGCAAUUGUGUACUUCAGUUUUUGGAUGCCCAACUUGAGAUACUUCAAGGGCCAGGUUUUCAGAAGAUAGGCACUGAGCACUUUUGGAAGCAAGCGUGUGGAAAUCAGGUCCUACAUGGGCAUGUCAGAAUGGACAAACACAUCACCAGUCACAGUUGAACGUCUUGACAUCUAGAAAUAGGUCAAUACAUAAAGAGGGCAAGGGGUGUGCAAGCAAGUGCACACACUUACAGAACUGAAGCCUUCCUUAAAAGAAGUUGUUUGCAGAGCUGUCCAAAAGCAGUCUCUUGCACACACACAAUGUCUUAUAGAGUCUGUCAUUUAUUUGGCACUGUUAUUUUGGGUUCAGGCAGGGAAUUCUGGGACUGAAUUCUCAAGACUCCAAGCUACAGCGGCUCCACCUUGCCACUGCUAUAGCCAAAGGGAGAGAGGGUCAGUAUUUCCUCCUGUUGCCAUUUUCAGGUACAUCAUAAGCCUGUUCCAGCCUGUAUUUUUCCUGAUGGCUUAAAUAUUUGUUACCCACUAAGCACCCAAUCCAGACAGUGAAAGGGAUAACAAGAUAAUCUAUAGUCAAUGAAAGGCAGAAGGUCCUGAUGGGAUGGAAACCUCAUGCUUCAAGGUGUAAGUUAGCCUCUAGCUACUGGGUAUUAAGAUAACAUUUCCUCUGGGGUCAGGUCUUUUCUAGAAUUGCCUACUGCAGAGUUCCUCGCACCUUCACCAAUUCAGCUGAAGAUGGCUGAACAGAUGGACAUAGGGUCUCAUCUGCAGUAGCAAUUCCUCUGUGCUCUCCUUCUCCCUCCAAGGUAUCUAGCAUUAGCUACUAUUAGACAAGAUACCGGACUACAAGGAAGGCUAGUCUAUUCAAACAUGGCAGCUCCUUUGAUUUUUUCAGGAAUUUGGCUGAAAGGUCACAGGUGGCAGCUGACAGGAAGGGCACAUUAUAGUGACCAGCUGAUAUAGAUUGCAAUGCUAUUCUUCCUGUUGGUCAAGCAGGAUAGCCCACCAGCAACAAGUGGACCUGUUCCCAAUUCUGCCUUAAGAUGGACUGCUUAGCAACAAGGAUACUCCAUGCAUUUGGGGCGCCCUUUGAGCAAGUAGCCUUCUACAAGCAGCCUCGGUUCAGCUCCACGCACUGGGCAAUGCAGGAGACAGGCAUGAACUCCCUUCACAGAAGACAUCACAUCUUCCAGGGCAGGGCAGUUAAGCCUUCUCCCAAACCUAACCCAGCCACAAUAAUGCACUAUAGCUAUCACUGGAGUACUAUAGCCAAGGCACAACUUGGCAAGACCUAGGAUUUUUUGGUAAAAAAGCGCCAGAUCUUAGCAAUGUAGGAAACAAUGACAAAUCCAAAAAACUGAUGCUCCUUUAACAACUCCUAUUUCUUCUACGGCUUUUUGUCCAUAGCCAUUUGGAUUUUAUAAAAGUGUUAUUUUCCUUUUGUGAAUUUUAAGCAUCAUUAACAAAUAUUUUUUCUGGCUAUUUUGGGGUGGGUUUGUUUUGUGGGCUGUUUUGCUUUUAAAUGUUUACAUCUCCAUAGCCACAAGGCCUAGAGAGAGUGAGCUCAAACAGCAAGCAUUCAAGAAUUUCAACUUCCCCAGAGAAGGUGGUUGCCAUAAGGAAGAAUAUUUCUGCAUAGCUAACGUAGGAUUGGCAUGCUUAGCCCCAAAAGGACAUUUGAUAGGCAUGUUUACUUUCUGUUCCUUGCACAGGAUAGAGCUAGUGAGAGUUUUUCCAUUUAAAAUGAGGAGGUAGAAUUUCAAAAGCAGUAUUUUUACUUUUGUGGAAACUUUUUGGAUAGAAACAUUUAAACUGAAAAAUUCGUCUUCAAAAUUAAAUUUGCAGGGGGUUUCAGUAUGCAAUUCUCUUCUUUAAUCCUUUUUCUACCACCCCAUCUUUUUCCCCAGAGCAAAAAAAAGGAAGAAAGAAGAGAAAACCCUGAAGUCUAUGUAUGAGUUUUUCAAAAAAAUCUGCAGGUAGCAAAUUUUUCUGUAAACUAUAUUGUUGGUUUCUUUUUACCAGCUCUGCCAAACAGACUGGCAGCAAGUUAAAGUCCCAGUCACAUGGAAGGACAGGCUAUUACAGAUAAGACUUUCCUGAUCUAGGCUGAGAAUGGAGGUAUUUUCCUUUGGUGAACAACUUUGUGCAUUUAGCCUGAUGUUUUUAGAAGGUGCACAAGGGAGUUUUGAGAAUCAAAUUCCACAGCACUUCAACGGGAUUCAGAUAGCAUCCAACUCCCUUGGGUCCUCUAAAAGAAAAGAAGGUUGGGUUUUCAGUAGUUUGAAAAUAGAGUAGCAACUGGAAAAACUCCCAAGUCAGCCUCUUAGUUGCACAUAAUUCAGAAAUAUCUGCACAACUGUGCCUGAAGCCUGGCUUGUGCAUCAAUAGGAAACUAAUGAUUUCAUUUAGGGUCGCAUUUUUUGGUAACCAAUACAUAGUCUUAUCAGUACGACUGUUAGCAGGGACACAGAUAACUGCCCUUACUGUGGGCUAGUAUAAAAGCACCUUGUUCUGAAGUAACCUAUUCCUUUUUCUCUUUGGGAAAGAACCUUACCCACAUAAAACGCCUUUAAACCAGUAUUAUUGUAUCUGCAUUAGAAGAAGUUGUACUAUUUUAUUCUAGAAUAAUUCAAAUCUGUCCAGUUUAGACAAGACUUAAAAUCUCUAGAUAAUACAUUUAGAAAUUAAUGAAUGAACUGUUUAAUUAAUUACUUUAAUUCAUUCAGCACAAAGAAGUUGCCCUCUCUAGGAAAUUAAAUUUUCUUCCAUCUUGCAUGAUAUUGAGCAUGAUUUUGCAGCCAGUAUACGCAGGGGUGACUAUUAACAUCUUUAGGGAUUAGCCAUGGUCAGGUGCUGAUGCUGAAUAGGAGUUACUGGUGGGCAACAAGGAGCUGCCUUAGUUUAUGAUUAUCAAGAGAGAAACUCUGUAGCAGAGUCCUAGGUAUUUCUGGACAGGUGCAUCCAUUUCAAAUGACAAAAAUAAAUAAUUUAUUCCAGGAGCGAGCAAACUAUGGGCCCACAGGCCAGAUCAGCCCAGACAGAUUUUAUCCAGCCUGCCAAACACAUUUGUACAAGAAUGCACCGUCUAAAGGCCAUCUUCCUCAGCUGCCUCCUCCAGUCUGCCACCUCUGUCAGCUGCUGCUGCCACCACCUUGGACCUAAGGGAGGGUCUAGCUGCUACUGAAAAGUUGGCGACCCCCGAUUUAUACCACUUAAACAUGCACAUAUGUAUAUUAUAUAGCAUGCCAAUUUGGAAUACAAGGUUGAAGACAAGCAAGACAGAAUUUCAUGUAGGAAGGAUUCCAAAACCCAUUCCCCUUUUUAAAUUUAGCUUGCUUCAGCAUAGCUGCUUUGUGAGGUCAGUUAUUUGCAGUCCUAUAGCAGUGGUCAAGAGUUCAACGGCAGUCCCUUUGUUUGCUAGUAUAUAGUACCCUCUCCUCCUGUUGCCAAAACAAAGUUGCUUUAAAAAAAAAAAAAGAAAAAAAAAAAGAAAAAGAAAAUCCUGCUACCUACACACAGAUACCACAGGAAUAUAUUUACAGCAUAGUAAGAAUAACCCUACUGUAGCAUUGGUUUUGCACAUGCAGGGGUCCUCAAUUACCUUUCACGGAUUCUGGAUUAUUGCUGUCAAGCAAAACUACUGAUUAUUACAGUGGGGAGGACAGGCCAGUUUGGCAAAAGAACGUUAUUUCAGGAAUUGUUGAGUUUCAAAUGACUUUGUCCAUAGCAACAGUGAAGCAGUGAACAAGCAGCUCAUAUAUGAGAGGAGAGAAUAGGUGCUUGCUGAGCUCUGCAUUUAGUGUGGCUUAUAAGUUUGUUCACUUGCUUUGCCUCCCACCUCACUGCAUUUACAGCCUGCUGCAUAAGCAGGAGCCUAGCUUACCAGGAGCUCAAUUUCCUUAAUGAGAAGGAGACUAAGGCAGGUCACACUGAAUUGCUUAGCCUUACAAUAAAAGGAGAGGGAGCAAGUCAAAGCCAGAAGCAGAUGCACUGGGUAAGGCUAGGUUUGUUCUUGGCACAAGGAGAGAAGUGAGAUAACAGACGUAGGCGGCACAAGAAAUUUAGAUGGCAUUACGGUAGGAUACUUCACAGUAAGUCAGUGCAUUGAGAUUUUUCUGAGCAGGGUUGGCUGACAUGUGAAAGGGAGAAGACAAUGACAGUAUUUCUCAGGCUACUUCAUUGUAUUUUUGGGCCACUGAUUUAACUGUACAUGAAGCAGUGGCAUCCAGUCAGCAAAACUCUAAGCCAACACUUAGAAAUACCCACUUACUCCAUUAGCCUGCAAGAGACGUAAGCAAGUGAGAAGGGGUAAAGUAUGGGGAAACAUUCAAUAUCCAGCAUUUAAACACUUUAUAGAAAGCCCUCAGGUGCUUAACAAGUGACAUGAUAGGGUUCUGGAUGCUUCCUUGGACCAUAAGGUAGAAAUGUGAACGAAACUGGAAUGAUGGGGAACGAAGAAAAGAAAAAUAGUUGGAUGGAUCUCAAGGCACAACAGCCAGCCAACAAAGCAAGUGAAAGUGGAGGUAAAGCCAACUACCUAUUUAAACUCUUUUGCUGUUUGUAGCCAGAAGAAAAUGCAUCCAUGCUCAGAUUCAAAUGGGGCAACAACAGCACCACACCAUGGUCAUUCAGAGUAUCAGCUCUCAUCUGAAGGAAUGCCUAGCUGUCACCUACCCUUCCUUCAAGGAGGGUUGGUUAGCUUCCUACCACUGGCAGGCCUCUCCUAAAUCUGGCUCAGGAAAAAACAAAACAAAAACAAAAAGCUUGUUUUUCUAUGGCUGGAGAGGAAGGCACCCUUUUACUAACAGUAUAAACUCAGAUAGGGCGAGUAUACCCUAGUAUGAUUUACUGUAUGGGACAGCCACACUUAGCAAGGCCAGGCUUGGUAUACAGAAGUAAAAGCUAGUAAAGGGGACUGCAUAAACGGAGAUAAGGGGUAUGUUGAAAGCAAAACAAGUUGAGGCAGGUUUUAGAAAUGAUGACAGUUAUAAGGGUGAGGGGAUCAAGUUGCCAGAAGGACUCCAUAUCCUAUGUUUGCAUUGCCAGACAACAACACACAUGGCAAGUCCUCAAGGAUGGCCUUCUGAGCUUUCUAUCUCAUCAUAUCCUGGAAAGAAAGAUACUGCACACUUGAGAACUUGUUUAAAGAGAGAGCCAGGGAAUGUAAUCCCAACUGAACUAGGGAAGAAGAGAAACAGUGUUUUCUGAAGACAGAGCUACAUAUAAAGCUUAGAGAAAAAAUAAAUGCUAUUAU